Molecule: messenger RNA, 392 nt
Organism: Eurytemora carolleeae
Lineage: Eukaryota; Metazoa; Arthropoda; Copepoda; Calanoida; Temoridae
Product: ras-related protein Rab-23
Exons: 4
Molecular function (GO): GTPase activity; GTP binding
Source: RefSeq, a predicted model, not a curated record
AAAUGCAUUUAGCCGAGUAUUCAGAGGAUCUAGAAAUUGCAUUAAAGAUUUUGAUCGUGGGAAAUGGAGCAGUUGGGAAGUCGUCAUUAAUUCAGCGAUAUUGCCGCGGUGUUUUCACAAAUCAAUACAAGAAGACGAUGGGUGUGGACUUUCUAGAGAAAUCUUUGAGUAUAUCUGGAGAAGAAGUUCGAUUGCUCUUAUGGGACACUGCUGGACAAGAGGAAUUUGAUUGUAUAACAAGAGUUUACUAUAGAGGAGCACAAGGGUGUAUUCUUGUCUUUUCUACCACAGAUAGAUCUUCAUUUAAACAGGUAUUCUUGGAUUCGUGUAUCCUUGUAUCCUUAUAUCCUUGUAUCCUUGUAUCCUUGUAUCCUUGUAUCAUUGUAUCCUUG